AUGGAGGCCCACAAGAGCGAAGUCGAGCAUCCUGCGAGUCAUCACGUCAAUCAGGCCACUGCUGAUGAUGCCGUCAUGGAAGAAAGACUAGCUCAUCUGGCCAACCAGGAGGACCACAAGGUUGGCAAAUGGCAGGCCAUCAAGCAAAACCCUCGGGCCUUUGCUUGGUGUCUCUUUGCUGUUUGGACAGUCCUGCUGGUUAGUUUCGAGAACCAAGCAUCUGGCAAUGUUCUGGCAAUCCCUCAAUUCCGCAAAGACUUUGGCUCUUAUUACGCUGGCAACUGGGUCUUGGACGCGAAGUGGCAGUCUGCUUUCAGUGGCGCGCCAGUAGCAUCACAAGUCAUCGGAGCUCUCGCUUCGGCCCAGUUUGCGGAUUGGAUUGGCCGAAGAUACAGUCUUGUCAUCGCUCUCAUAAUAUCAUUUGCUGCAAUUACCAUGGAGAUGGUCGCAACCACAAACGAAGUCUUCUUUGGCGGCAAAUUCCUGAACGGCUUUGCAGUUGGCACACUACAGGCGGUAUCCGGAACUUACAUUGGCGAGAUCGUUCCGCUGGCUCUUCGUGGUCUGACAACCUGCUUGAUCGCACUUUCCUACACUGUCGGACCUUUCACCGUCGCCCUGAUCGUCAACAGCGAAGGUGACGUGGAUAACCGCUGGGCAUAUCGCUCCGUCUUCUGCUCUCAAUACGGAUUCGCUGCCAUUUCAGCCGCUUUCGUGUUUUUCAUGCCUGAGUCUCCCUGGUGGCUUGUCAACAAAGGCAAGGAGGAGAGGGCUCUCCGCAUGCUUCAUCGUCUCGGCUACAGAGCAGAGACCGGCGAAGAUGUCAAGCGUCUUGCCAAUAUUAAGCUCACUCUCGAGGCUGUUCGUCGGGAGACGGAAGGCGUCACAUACAUCGAGUGUUUCCGCAAGUCCAACUUCAGACGUACCAUCGUCUCGAUCACGCCCCUAGUGGUUCAACAAUUCUCUGGAAUCGUCUUCGCUGCAGGAUACAGUACAUAUUAUGCACAGCUUGCAGGAUAUUCUACAGAUGCCAGCUUUAAAUUGCAAAUUGUGCAGCAAGUUCUGUCGAUGGUGGGCAACGUCAUCUCUUGGUACCUCGUGGACAAGGUCGGGCGACGUGAUCUGACCUUCUACGGUACUGGCAUCUUGACCGUUGUAUUGUGGAUUAUGGGAGGUCUUGCAGUUGGAGGCUCGCCCGCUGAGCUGAAGGGAUGCGUUGCCAUGAUUCUCGUCUACUGCUUCCUCUACAACGUCACCAUUGGAGCGACGGCGUACGUGGUACUGACAGAAACUGCGACUGCUCGACUUCGUGUCAAGACCAUUGCCAUAGGUCUUGCUGUUGCCAACUCCCUCGGCGUCAUGUGGAGCUUUGUCCUGCCGUACAUCUUCAACCCCGACCAUGCCAACCUCGGUGGCAAGCUUGGUUUCAUCUAUGGAGGACUGUGCUUCCCCUGCCUUGCUUUCAUCUGGUGGUAUCAGCCUGAGACAAAGAACCGGUCGUAUGAGGAGCUUGACGAGAUGUUUUCCAAGAAGAUUCCUGCAAGACACUUCAAGGACUACAAGACCGAGACUGAGACGCGUGGACAAGAGAUUCAGAAUGAAAAGCUCGGUGCAGAGGCCUAA
This is a messenger RNA of Phaeoacremonium minimum UCRPA7, 1623 nucleotides long. RefSeq names its product putative mfs hexose transporter protein. Gene Ontology annotation, biological process: carbohydrate transport; transmembrane transport. Gene Ontology annotation, molecular function: carbohydrate:proton symporter activity. The transcript has 5 exons. The record is from RefSeq and is a predicted model, not a curated record. Gene Ontology annotation, cellular component: membrane. The coding region runs from base 1 to 1623 and encodes 540 amino acids. Lineage: Eukaryota; Fungi; Ascomycota; Sordariomycetes; Togniniales; Togniniaceae.